CGAAAAAAAAAUUUGAAAAUAAUAUCUUUCAGGGCGUUCUUUUUUUGUUUUUUUAUAUUUCAGUUUUUGGCAAACAUGUCGAAGUUACCGUUUGAAAUCCUGAAUAUUGUACACAGCCAUUUAGAUAAAGAAGAUGUUUUUCAAUGUGUUCUAGCUUGUAAAAGCUGGAAAAAAAGUGCAAUGUCAUUUUUCUACAAGGACCUGUCUAUCAAAAUCUGUGGAGCUUCUCCAAUAAAGAAACAGCUACAUUUGGAUCCCAUUGAACGCGAUCGUUACUUUCAACACGGCACUUCAACAAAAGAACUUGUUGUUUGUUCGGAUAAAGCUGAAAAUAACUUUAGGGGUAUCUUUUCAUCAGAAGAUACUGACAAUGAGUACACAAAAGAAGAAUGGCUCAUGCUUUUGAGAUAUCUGCCAAACAUACUAGUUCUGAAUUUAGUUGACAGUGGAAAUUCCGACAAAUAUCUGCAAUACAUCCUUGAUUCUGAUGAUUUUGAUAAGAUAUUGCCAAGAAUUAUGAAAAUUACACCGGUUGGUCGCGAGUCUUUAUCCGGUCCCUCCAUUGAACCUUCUGAAACUUAUUAUGCUGUCUGCUAUAAGUUUCGUAAAACUAUCACAAAAUUAAAUGUUGGAUACGAAACCCGGGAAUUUAAAAUGGGAUCUAUCAAAGGCAGAAUGCUCACCUUGUUAAAUGAAUUCACCAGCUUGACUCAUUUAGUAUUCAAUAACGAGUGUGAUGAACAGUUAACCACAUUCGACAUCAUGGAUGCUUGUCCUCAUUUGGUAUCACUAUCAUACUAUAGCGAGUACAAUAUUCCGGAUUCAGUUGUAGAAAAAAUUCUUGAUGAUGACUUGAGCCCUAAGAGAUUGAAUAAUAGCAUCAAAGAACUAAAGUUAUCGGUCCCAACCAUUCCCGAGCAUUAUGUCACUUACCUCAAGCAAUACCUUGCCUCGUAUAUGGAUGUCAUAAAACUAGACAUUCAUGAUAUAGAUGUUUUCGAUUGGGUGGAAAGAUUUGGACUUGAUAAUGCAGUGGAUUUUUUGCGCAGUUUGAGCAAGGUAAAAACAGCCACUAUCAAAUGGACACCUGAUAUGCACUACGAUAGACAAACAACCAGUACUGAAUCCGAACUCACAAUUAUGUAUACAUUACUCAACGCAAUGAGAAGAAAUGAAGAAGUAUACUGUGAGGUCCACUAUGAUGAUUUUCAAAGUGUAGACAAGUCUAUCAAGUUAGCUCCAGAUGGAAGCUUGUAUAUUGAUUAUGGUUUGAAGCAAUCGGACUAUUAUCACACGACAACAAUCGCUGAAGGGGAAUCAGACGAACAGCCGAGGAGUGUUAUUCAAUUUGUAAUGCCCAAUCGUUUAAUUUCAAAAAUAGGACCCGAAGUCAUUCAUAAUAUGGCAUUUAUUGUGGGCGACACAACUCCGGAUUUGCCGUUAGAGUUCUUACGAUACGCAUUGAACAAUUGCCCUCAUCUUCAGCAGUUUUAUUAUAGUUCAAUGUACAGACCAAGUCGUGGUAUAUUCAUUGGCAUUGACUUUGAAAAACAAUAUGACCUUGUUGCGGAGAGGAAUGAUUUAUCGCGUACAAUUCAAGAAAAUAUCAAGGUUGUAAAGCUUAGAAACAUGAUGCCAUCAAAUGAACUAUUGGAUCUAAUGAGAAUGUACAUGCCUGCAACAGAAGCCUUUAUAUGCAAGCUAGAUUGUAGCGGAUACUCGCCAAAUGAGCCAUUUGAAGCAGAUUUGACAGCAUUUGAACAGUUAAAUUUUGUUCUAUUAAGUGCCCGAUUGUUGUGCGGUAAAAACCAGAAUACUGCAUUUAUGGAAAUACAAUUCGUGGAUAAAGAUUGGGAAUAUUAUUGUCUGGAAAUAGAUGAUUUGACUGUAACUAAGACCACUUUGAAACAGAUGAAUGAACAGAUAAGCAGCAGAGGGAAUGAAGAUAUUCGAAAAGCUGUCAUUAAAUGCCACAAGCGUGUCAAAAUCGCUCUGUCCUCUGACUUUUCACUGAUUACUAUAAUAAGUAAUGGAGAAAUCAGCGUAUCAGACCGUUAUUAUUAAUGUAGCAGUGCCCUUGUUAUCAAACCCCCCCCCCCCCAUCUUGAUUGUGAAAUUUAUAAAUAAAACCUGUCC
Molecule: messenger RNA, 2136 nt
Organism: Mucor mucedo
Lineage: Eukaryota; Fungi; Mucoromycota; Mucoromycetes; Mucorales; Mucoraceae
Exons: 1
Coding region: 76-2064 (662 amino acids)
Molecular function (GO): protein binding
Source: RefSeq, a predicted model, not a curated record